AUUAAGCAGCCUUGAAAAAUUAAUUUACUGUUACCCGAAUUAAUAAUGUAACAUUCACGUAACACGGUUAUUGGGAAAGGUAGAAGUUUAUUCAAAUACACAGUCGCCAACACAGCUUCAGACUGUCACUUACUCUAGAACUAUAACGCUACCUUACAGCAUACCAUGUGUCACCGGUGAAUGCAUUUUGACACACAUACUCGACUCAGUUUCAUUGACAAUGUUGUAACUACCAAACGUUUUUCAACGCUUCACACCGCGCCUGCGCAUUGACCCGAGCCUGCGCUGUUUUCUGCUGGAGGCAUUAAGAAGUUGCUUUGCUGGAAACACAGCCGCUGCAGCUGGAGCGAAGCGCGAACGUGCAGACAGAGCAUUGCACACUGGGACAAAAUCAACAGGAAUAAUGUACGUGCGUGAAUGUACAUUUUACAAGCGAGGCGAGACAUCUUCAACUCAUUAGCAGACGCCUCCUGCUGUGGCUUUUGAAUGACGGUCUCCUUCAGCCAAGUCCACGUAUUGAGAUGAUCUAUUUUUGUGAUGGCGAAGGGGCUGUUUCCACGGGCCUGGGUGAAGAAGUCCUUCUAUUUCCAGGCUCGUAUCUCCUUUGUCAGGGUGAAGUACUUGUUCCUCACUUGGCUGACGGUGCUGGUGGGGAGCUGGGUGCUCUAUGUGCAAUACUCGGCCUACACGGAGCUGUGCAGAGGGCACCAGUGCAAAAACGCCAUUUGUGACAAAUACAGGAAGGGAAUCAUCGACGGCUCGGCCUGCAGCAGCCUGUGUGACAAGGAGACCUUCUACAUGAGCAGAUGUCUGUCAGCCCUCCCAAACAACCAGGUGUAUACUGGAAGCUGGGGAGACCAUGAAGGAAUCAUUCGCUGUAAUUUGGGCAGAGUUGUACACUACGAGAUGGGCGAGGAGCUGGAGCCGCGGAGGGAGGCCCCCGUGUUCGACACUCCCACUCGAGGCACGUCGGUGGAGAAGUUCAGAGAGAUGGUCUUUAAUCACCUCAAGUCCAAGCUUGGAGAUCAGGCCAAUCUCGCCGGUCUGGUCAGUGUCAUCCUGUCUGUGGCGGACGGCAACAAAGAUGGAAAGGUGUCUCUGCCAGAAGCUCGCUCUGCGUGGGCCCUCCUGCAGAUGGAUGAGGUGCUUCUUGGCCUGCUGCUUCAGGAGCGUGGACACACUCCCCGUCUUCUUGGCUACUGCGGCGACCUCUACAUGACCGAACGUGUCCCCCAUGCCCCGCUAUAUGGUUUCUCCGCACCCUGGCCGCUUGUGUCCUGGGUGCCCAGCGGCUUACAGCGCACGAUGGACCAGUGGUUCACCCCCUCGUGGCCCCGCAAGGCUAAGAUCUCCAUGGGCCUGCUGGAGCUGGUGGAGGACAUCUUCCAUGGGACCUACGGCAGCUUCCUCAUCUGCGACCUGGCGGCGGUGCACUUCGGCUACACCGACGGCCACGAGCUGCGUCUCACCAACCCCCGCACCGUGGUGCCCGAAAGCCAGUUUCGGCGCAGCAUGCGGGCGCUCAGGUGUGACACGGACGCCGACUGUGUGUACGGGGUGGACUGCUGGACGUCAUGUGACAUGUCAGAUAAACGGUGCAGGGAGGAGCCGGUGCGGCCAAAUUUGGCCAAAGCGUGCACCGUGCUGAAGGACUACCUCCUGCACGGGGCGCCGUCUGCGCUGAGGGAAGAGCUGGAGAGGCAGCUGUAUGCCUGCAUGGCCCUCAAGGGGGACGCUGGGCAGAUGAACAUGGAGCAUUCGCUUCUCCUCAACAACCUGAAGGCUCUGCUGUGGAGACAGAUCUCACACACCAAGGACUCAUGACCAGGAGGAGCUGAGGUGGUAACAAUGCUGUUGAAUUAAAUUAUACCGCCUUGAUAUACUAUAUGGGCAUAAGUAUUGAGACAUCACUCUCACUUAAUUACCCUAUUGACACAAAUAUAAGAAUCAUUUACACAUGCAAACCAACAAGCUGCCAGUCUUUGCUCGGUGCAGCAAUCAUAAUGAAAUCUGAGUGAGCCAGGCCCUCACAAAUGUGCUGUCAAUCCCUACAAGUCUUAAGAGCAGGGGUGUCCAAACUUUUUCCACAAAAGAAAACGUACUGAAAAAUGGCGUAUGACAUUUAGUUUUUGCUUUCUUUCCCAUUUUUUUCCCCCAAAUUCAACUUUUUUAUAACUUUUCCUCCAACCUAAUGUUCCAAAAUUGACUUUUAAUUUCUCAUAUUGUGACUUCGAAUUAAAAUAACUUUAAUAUUUCAACUUUAUGCAACUAAAAUGUUAUAUUUCCUUAUAUCAUACGUUAUUCUCAUAAGAUGACAUCUUCUCAUUGCAAAAUUACUGCCAACUUUUCCAUUGUUGCUUUAGUUUUGUUAUAUUUCCACCCCCGUCUUGUGGGCAGGUGUCCAAAUACUUGUCCCCAUUUAGCAUAGCUUCAGCAGCUGGAAAACCGACUAGUGAUGCUUUAAAUGAAUACUGACAGAAUUGGACAAAAUAUUACUGCUGGAUAAACCAUAGCUGGGAGGCGUAUUGAAGACUAUCCAAUCAUGUGUUGGACCUUUUCCUGUUUUUUUUUUUUUUUUUCAAUUUAUAUCGCUUUCAGUGAGUAUGACGAUAUGAAGAAUCCAUGUCUAAUGUGACAGUUUUUGCAUGCUUACUUUUGACAAAGCCAGGGUGAAAAAAAUGUAUUGCGUUUGGGACUGUGCAUUGUUCACGGUUACUUGAUGACCGUCAGUAACCGGUGGGACAUUUCAGGUGGCCAAAUCUACUAGGAAGAAGCACAAUCAUCACCUGGUGACACUGCCUCCUUUUGAUGCCUUGGUCAUUAAUGAUGCGAAAGAAGGUGAAUAUCAAUCGUCUUGAUCACAGAGAUGUGUAGUCAUUUGUGAAUGUUGUAUUUUUCCACGAGAAAAUGUACUGUAUCACUUUUGGGUUUGACCCAUCACAGUGCCAUAGAAAACAUGCUGAAAUCAUCUGCUGAAUGUUACACACGAGUGAAGAUCUUUAUGAAUUGAACGCUGUAUAUACAGUGUGCUCGACACUAAAGACACACCUGAUAAUGAAGUAACUUUGUAAACUUGUAAAAUGCGCCAUGAUACCCAGAAAGUUGUGUGCUGCUGGGUGGACAAAGAUGUUAACGCAUGAUUUUGCACAAUGACAAUUUUGCGUUUUUUUGUUUUAAAUAUCAUAUCACCUGCCUUCUUUCUUUUUGAGUCAUUAAGUGGGUAAAGUAAAAUGUGCAAUGGGACCAAUGUGAAGGAAUAAACUGUCACCAGCAUUCCUCCAAGUAUCACUGAAGACACAACAAAGAGUCGAGUUUGUAACAAAUUUACUAGUGUUGCAUAUGGAGCUAACGCUAACCGUCCCCUGCUUCCCGUUCUUGCGCUCGUAAGAAGCUGGCUUUUUUCUGGGCGACGCGGUCCUUCCUUUGCGCCAGAGACAACUUGGAGCGAUUCCACCUGCCCAGAAAGAGGAGCAAGAACCGCCAUUAGCAUUCAGGACAGUUAGCGGUGACUGGGGAAGCGGCCAUUUUUCACCUGUUGCGUGACUUGGCUUCACGUCACAAAGCCAAAAUUUCCAUGUGAGGCAUGCGAGGUUGUGUCACUUCAUUUGAAAGAAAAUAAAACACAAAAAUAACACCUACCUCUUCUUUUGGAC
This is a messenger RNA of Dunckerocampus dactyliophorus (ringed pipefish), 3653 nucleotides long. RefSeq names its product divergent protein kinase domain 1Aa (gene dipk1aa). The record is from RefSeq and is a predicted model, not a curated record. NCBI's taxonomy places the organism in Eukaryota, Metazoa, Chordata, Actinopteri, Syngnathiformes, Syngnathidae. Bases 538 to 1824 code for a protein of 428 amino acids. The transcript is spliced from 6 exons.